Musa acuminata subsp. malaccensis (wild Malaysian banana) is the source of this 2515-nucleotide messenger RNA. RefSeq names its product protein STRUBBELIG-RECEPTOR FAMILY 6. Lineage: Eukaryota; Viridiplantae; Streptophyta; Magnoliopsida; Zingiberales; Musaceae. Gene Ontology annotation, molecular function: protein binding; protein kinase activity; ATP binding. Gene Ontology annotation, biological process: protein phosphorylation. The record is from RefSeq and is a predicted model, not a curated record.
UUUCUUUUCCGCGAAAAGAAAGUUCAUGAAAUCGACUGCAAAUACUUACUUUUUUAUGUAAAAGGUUCCUCCUUUCGAUUCCUCUCGUUCUUGGUGCCAGCUAGCUUUCCUUCACCUCCGUCAGUUGUCCAGAGGAGGGAGACUUGCAUGUAUAUUCUUAUCUGUAGGAAAGAGACGAGCUUUUUGUUCUUCUAGCCCUUGGGAGAAUGGCGAGGGUGGGAGGGGAAGGGAUGGUGGCGAUUUGGGUUCUCCUGGCCUGCACUUGGGCGUGGAAUCCAGGCUUCGUCAAUGGCGACACGGACAGCAAUGACGCUUCUGCUCUCAGUGUAUUGUUCAGCAGUUUGAACUCGGCAUCCCAGCUGACAGGCUGGAAACAAAGUGGUGGUGAUCCAUGCGGGGAAUCAUGGCUAGGAAUUACGUGCUCUGGCUCUUCGGUUACUGCCAUCAAACUGUCGGGGUUGGGACUUACUGGAACACUUGGCUACAACAUGAACCAAUUGUCUUCACUAACUGAGCUUGAUCUGAGCAAAAAUAAUCUUGGAAACAAAAGUUCGAUACCUUAUAACCUUCCUCCAAAUCUCCACAGGCUAGACCUCAGCAAUAACCAGUAUGGUGGAAGUUUACCUUAUUCAAUCUCCCCGAUGGUCACACUAGAAUAUCUAAAUCUCGCUCACAAUCAACUCCAAGGAAAUCUGGGUGACAUGUUUGGAAGCCUCUCGAAUCUGGCGACAAUAGACCUGUCUUCCAAUUCACUAACAGGUGACCUCCCACAGAGCUUCAGCAGCUUAACAAGUUUGACGAGCCUAUAUUUGGAGAACAACCAGUUCACUGGUCACAUAGAUGUCCUUGCCGGUCUUCCUCUUCAAAAUUUGAACGUUGCAAAUAACCGCUUCACUGGUUGGAUUCCUAACCAGUUAAAGGGGAUAAACAAUCUCCACACUGAGAAUAACCAGUGGAGCUCUGGGCCAGCACCUCCUCCUCCACCUUAUACACCUCCUCCACCAGGUCGAAAAAGCAACGCUGGUCAAAAAUCUGGUGGUAUAGGUGGUGGGGGAAUAGCAGGAAUUAUCAUAUCUAUCUUAAUCGUAGGUGGAAUAAUUGCAUUCUUUGUGAUACGGAGGAAAUCGAGAAAAUAUCCAACAGAAGAAAGUCUUGAACAAGACCGGCCUUUUGCUCAGUUUGCUUCAGAUGAAGUUAAAGAGAUGAAGACGGUCCAAACAUCCUCUAUGUUUGACACAGAAAAGUUGCCACCACCAGCUCCAGUAAGCCUUAAGCCUCCACCAAUUGAUCGUUAUAAAUCAUUCGAUGAAGAUGAGUUCUCAAACAAGCCUAUCGCGAAGAAGGUUAAUACAACAUCCAUAAAAGCAAUUAUUUAUUCUGUAGCUGACCUGCAGAUUGCUACAGACAGUUUUAGUGAAGAUAAUCUUGUUGGUGAAGGCUCUUUUGGUCGUGUUUACAGGGCACAAUUUAGUGAUGGAAAGGUAUUGGCUGUGAAGAAAUUAAACUUAACGGCCCUGCCUAGCAGAUCAUCUGAUGAAUUCAUUGAGAUUGUUGGAAACAUUUCCCGUUUACAUCAUCCGAAUUUGACUGAGCUGGUAGGUUACUGUUCUGAGCAUGGACAGCGACUGUUGGUGUAUGAAUUUCAAAAGAAUGGCGCAUUAUAUGAUCUCCUCCAACUCUCAGACGAACCACUGUCUUGGAAUGAUCGUGUCAAGAUUGCACUUGGCACUGCACGAGCAUUAGAGUAUCUGCAUGAGGUUUGCUCACCAUCGGUCAUUCACAAAAAUUUCAAGUCAUCCAACAUUCUAUUGGACAUGGAACUUAAUCCACACCUGUCAGAUUGUGGGCUCGAAGGUCUUGUUCCCAAUGCAGAAUUCCAGGCAUCUGAACUAAAUAUGGGUUACAGUGCACCUGAGGUUGCCAUGUCUGGCCAGUAUACUAUGAAGAGUGAUGUGUACAGUUUCGGAGUGGUCAUGCUGGAGCUCAUGACUGGCAGGAAACCUUUUGACAGCUCAAGGCCACGAUCUGAGCAGUCCUUGGUUCAGUGGGCGACUCCUCAGCUCCAUGACAUUGAUGCCCUGGACAGGAUGGUUGAUCCUGCUCUCAAGGGGCUGUACCCUGCAAAAUCGCUCUCUCGAUUUGCUGAUGUAAUUGCCCUCUGUGUUCAGUCUGAGCCAGAAUUCAGACCACCCAUGUCCGAGGUCGUGCAAGCCCUAGUUCGUCUGGUCAAGAGGGUCAAGAUGAACAACAGAAUGGCUGGGGGAGAUGGACAAGAGACUAGCAGACGAGCCGGCGAUCAGGAUGACUACAUGUUCUAAUUACAUGGAUUUGUUAGUUCAUUUAUGUGAAAAAGUUGAUGUAAUUCCAGACUUUGGUGUAUCACCCUUUCAACCCUGUCUCACAGUUCAUAUCAUGGCUAUGAUGCCCAACACUUUCGUAGUGAAUCUGAAGAACAGUAUUCUUUGACUCAUAAAAGAACAGAUGAUUGAUAAUAAACAGAUUGCUGUUUCCUAUC